GAAAGUCAAUAAUGGGCUGGAUCAAACAGGUGCAGAUAAUUUCAAUGGGGUUGAAAAACAUUUUGACGUUUCUUUGAUAGAAUGAAAUUGGCUGCUCUAAAAUCAAAUCCACACAAAUCUAAUGUGCGUGUUAUUAUUACUACUUUCUAUAUUUCAAAUUCCCAGUAGGAAACAUGGAAUAUCAAGAAUGUUUAAGAAAUAAGUUAACGUACUUUCACUACCAUCUACAUUCCGACUUUGGAGUAGUGAUUAAGGUGGCCACGUGCAUUGCAUUCGGCGCCGUGUGCGGUUGGAUAAUGAGCCUGCUUACAUUCAUUGUUUACAAGGUGGCACUUCGCCUAGGAGUCAAGCCCAACCCAAAUUACCACGAUGCGGACGAUGAUCUCGACCUGGAUGCGGAUAAUGGGUAUGACCUUAUGCUGCCGGAAAGCCAGGAGUUUGGUGAUUGGCUUGUGGGAAUGAGAAGGCAGCAUCUUUAGUGGACAUACCGAUAGAUCUCGAUCAAUUACUCCACAUCAGAGAGAGAUUUCCAAAUAUACUUACUCUCUUUUCUAGACAUUGCCUUGGCCGCCAUCUAUGCAAGAUUAUUUACGAAGAAAAUAUCUUCUAAACCAUAGCUUAUAACUAUGUACAUAUAUAUUUCAAUAAAAAGCGCAUAAGCUCUACGCGCGAUAGCGAA
Drosophila rhopaloa is the source of this 679-nucleotide messenger RNA. RefSeq lists its product as uncharacterized. Bases 174 to 479 code for a protein of 101 amino acids. The record is from RefSeq and is a predicted model, not a curated record. The transcript is spliced from 2 exons. Lineage: Eukaryota; Metazoa; Arthropoda; Insecta; Diptera; Drosophilidae.